This is a messenger RNA of Aspergillus pseudonomiae, 1029 nucleotides long. RefSeq lists its product as uncharacterized. Bases 1 to 1029 code for a protein of 342 amino acids. The record is from RefSeq and is a predicted model, not a curated record. NCBI's taxonomy places the organism in Eukaryota, Fungi, Ascomycota, Eurotiomycetes, Eurotiales, Aspergillaceae. The transcript has a single exon.
AUGGUCCUUGCUACAAUUGCCGCCGCGCUCAAUUCACCAGUCUAUAUAGACUAUAAUGAAUUAUUCAUAAACAGCAGCAACAUUCUCGUGGUCCCCUAUGAAAAUGUUACUGCCGCUUUCAAGACGCCUGUCUCUAUCUACUCCACAGCUGUAGAUGGCUUCGACUGGACACAGCCGUACCCAGGCUCCCGCAAAGAUGGACACACGGCAUACCUGGAGAUCUCCCAGGAGAUGCCAUUGUCUGAGUCUAUCGUGCAAAAUUCAACCACGGUCCUGUCGUCCUUGACGUUUGGUAUUCCCGACAGCAUGAGCUCCGGGGGUCAGCCACUGGCCAUGGAUCCCUCAUGGUACAUCUGUCGCCACGUCUUCAUCUCUACCAAGCCUGAGGCGAAGCUGGCCGUCGACAGUGGCAGCAAGUGCGAAUUUCUGUCCCGCACAUGUCAGGACGAUCUCAGGACCAGCCUGACCCAAGAUUGGGGGAAAGCAGCCAACGGCACCAUGUGCUCGGCGCUUGGCUUCGACCCCAUACCGCCGAGCUGUCAGGACUCGUUUGGCUUCGCUCGCCAGGAUGUCAUGGACUUUGACGCCGCGUUCCUCGCAAAUACUACCCUGGCCCCGGCACAGACGAGCAAAGAGCAGCAGCAGUACAGCUGGCGCCUUGGUACCGGAUACCACCACCCUGGCGAUGCUCGCGCCUACGACUUGGCCGCCAACCGGACGUACCUCGUCGCUACCGUUUGGGGCUACAGCGAGAGUGCAAAGACCAUUCAAGUUCCCGAGGUGUCAUUUGGCUGCCUCUCAUCUGGCGCAAGCGACGUCCCACCACCUUCAUCCACCACGACCGCGACUACGGCAUCGACAUCUUCAUCGGCCGCGGGUCCAACGCUAAGACCGGCCUGGAUAGCUACAACGGGUGCUAUGCUAGCAUCGGCAACGGAGUUGCCCUACUCGGCCGCGCUGACAACAAUUGAAAUGGGCUCGCGGCUAUUCAGGUUGCGGACUUCAAGGCGGGACGGAAGCAUCCCUUGA